UUUUUAACGCUAUGUAUUUUUCUAUUUGCGCGAGCGGCUAGCUAACUCAUUAUGGUUCAAUUUCUUAAAGCUAGGUAGAUGGCAAGUUGGCCCAACAACAUCCUAGCUAGCAGGAUCCCAUUAUUUUUUAAUACAGUUUUUGCAAACUGAGUUGUAUAAGCCAAGCUUUUUAAGACAAUAACUGCGAAGACGGCUUUCUUUGUGGACGAUGACUACAAAACGGCUGCAGUUCAAUGUGUUAACUUUGCUGGUUGGUUAGCAUGUAAGCUAACUAGCUAACCUUGUGGAUUGUAUCUCUAGCGUGCUAACCUUGUUGAAUUUAUUGCAAUUUUGGCCGUUUUUUUGUUAUAUCUAUAUUCCAUGUUGCACAUUUUGGCUUGUGGUGUUUUUAUUUUAUUUUUGUGAUUAGCUGGUUUUGGAGUCCGACUGGGACAGGAACGCUAUUUUUGCGGGAAUGUUUUUUUUCUGCAAGAAAUGUUGAUUGUCCAUUGUUUUUCACAACAUUACGUUAGCGAAUAGAUUAACUUUAUUUUAGGUUCAUAACCGUAGAAUUAAUGUGACCGACGACACAAGGACAUUUGCUAUUUUUGUUACACUAAUUAAAAGUUACUUUAUGAAUGAUGCAGUUAUGUACUUUGUCCUUGCUCAGUCUCUUUGCUAGACCCAAAAGCAAUAUAAAACUAGGUAGGUUUAUCUAAUAUAUAUACUGUAGUCUUUGACUACUAGUUAAGUAGAUGGUGAAGAUUGAGGUUAUUCAGGCUGCCUUGGCAAGGUGUGGGCUGGUAAAAUUGUCUAGUCUUUAAUGAACCUGAUUUAAUCAAGGUGCAUCUUACACUAAACAAUAGUGUUAAAGAUAUUAGUAAGUUUCAUUCAAAAGCGAUUCUAGCUACUAGCAUUUACUUUGUAAGUCAGGUGGUGAAUUAUGAAUGUUCAGAGUUGUAGUGCUGUGCCUCAGGCCCCUCCCUGCCAGAGACCCCAGUACUGAUUGAUUAGCUUGUUAGAUGUCACUCAUCAUUAGGCUGCUAAUAAUCAAGUUUUAGUUUGGUCUGAUCUCAUCUGUGGAGCAUGCCUAGUACACUGUCUUUUAUUUUCACUUGUAUCAUAUCUGCACACUUGAGUUCUAUAAAAUAAGGGAGUUGGGACAUUCAACUCUGCAGUGCACAGCUCCUGCCUCCCACACACCACCCCAUGCGGUACUGCUGUAGGCCCAUAAGCAGCUUGAGUGUUCUUGUUGCCCCUGUGCAGAACAUACACUGAUUGUGAAGUCCUCAAAGCAGGCAAAGUAUUACCUUUCAGUAACUAUGUUCAUGCAAAACAACAUCCCAAUGUUAUUUCCCUGUGUACAUCACAAAUGACUACUCUUACAGUAAAUCUGAAAAGGCUUGUCAGUGAUUACCACAUUACCUACUACGACUUAUCCCUGUAAUGGAUGUCUGAACCGUAAUAACACAAUCUAUCAACAUUGAUACAUUUGCAUAAUGUGCAACUACAAGUACUUGAAGCAUAUUGUAUCUCUGAUUGGCUAGGCUGCUCCUAGUCUUACACAUCAUUUGUCCUCUAUAGGAUGCCAAUAACCCUGUUUUUCCUCUUUGACAACUGAAUUAUGUACAAAACCCAACCAGGUAAGACUAAUAACCCUGUACAAUGUCACAGGUGUGUUCUGUCGCCCGCCUCAGUAUAAAUCGUGGGGUGAAGUUCUGCAUUCUGAGGGUGCUGCUGGAGUUGUAGUUUAUGCUGAGAGCACCCAAGACACCUGCCCGCACACACUGGCCUUGCCCUCAGUGUCAAAGAACUGACAGACGACCGCCGUGCACACAGACGCUAUGGAUCGGUCCCCCACCACCAGCGCCCUGAUGGCCAGCAACGUGACCAACAAGACGGACCCUCGCUCGCUCAACUCCCGGGUCUUCAUCGGAAACCUCAACACGCUACUGGUCACCAAGACUGACGUGGAGGCCAUCUUCAGCAAGUAUGGCAAGAUUGUGGGCUGUUCUGUGCACAAGGGCUUUGCCUUCGUCCAGUUCGUCAACGAGAGAUGUGCCCGGGCUGCCGUAGGUGGUGAGGACGGACGCAUGAUCGUGGGACAGGUGCUGGACAUUAACUUGGCCGGAGAACCCAAACCCCACAGGUCAAAGACCACAAAGCGCUCUGCGGGAGACAUGUACAGCAGUCCCACAUUUGAUCUGGACUACGACUUCCAGAGAGAUUACUAUGACCGAGUGUACUCGUACCCGUCCCGCGUGCCCCCUCCUCCUCCCCCACCCCUGUCCCGAGCAGUGAUCCCAUCCAAGCGCCCGCGGGUCAGCAUGACUGGAGGGGGUAGCCGCCGCACCAAGGCCAGUUUCUCCUCCAAGAGCAGCCAGAGAGCAUCCUCAAGAACAAUGAAAACAGAUGACCUGCAGACCAUCAAGAAGGAGCUGACGCUGAUUAAACACAAAGUAGACUACCUGCUGGAGAGCCUAGGCCGCAUGGAGAAGGACCACGGCAAGAAGUCAGAUGGGAAAGGUACCAAGCCUGAACCUGGAGUGGUGUCCUCACUGCAGCAUUCCAGCAACAAGAAGGAGGAGAGCAUCAAGAGGGAGAGGGAGAACCAGGAGCUCAACGACUCUGAGGAGGAGGGGGACCUGCUAGAAGAGGAGGUAAAGAGUCAAGAAAGGGAUGAUGAUGAUGAAGAGGAGGAAGGAGAGCAUGUGGAUGGAGACGAUGGUGACAGUGUCAACGGAGAUGAGGACUCAUAGACAGACGGAUGCACACUUGUACAGACAAAUACAUCCACACAACUUCCAGUGGGACCUCCGACUCCUAUUUUAAUUCCCACACUAUGAAAUGUCACACACUCACCUGCCCCCACUACCACAGGUAUAUUUUUUCUUGGUGCAAUUUCAGCCCCCUCCUAUCAUUGUUACACAUCUAGCAUUGUCCUGCAGUCAAUUACAUUGGAACUAGCUGUAGGUAGCGAGCAGUAAUAGGUGAUUUGCUGUGCUGCUGUUCCUUUUUUUUGACCAGCCGAGAGCAGAAAUGGCCAUUUAUUCUGACCUGAGCCACAAGUGAAAUCACAUUGGCAAUCAAGAGAUGACAGGUUUGAAGAAACUUGAUUUUUGGGCCCACCUGAGUAUGUAUCUUCCUUAUAUUCAUGUCAUUAUUUUUAUACUAAGUUGUACUGUAAUAAUAAAUUGCAAUUAAAUACUCUGA
Molecule: messenger RNA, 3192 nt
Organism: Salvelinus namaycush (lake trout)
Lineage: Eukaryota; Metazoa; Chordata; Actinopteri; Salmoniformes; Salmonidae
Product: heterogeneous nuclear ribonucleoprotein C-like
Exons: 8
Coding region: 1824-2738 (304 amino acids)
Cellular component (GO): nucleus
Molecular function (GO): RNA binding
Source: RefSeq, a predicted model, not a curated record